Molecule: messenger RNA, 616 nt
Organism: Cucurbita pepo subsp. pepo (vegetable marrow)
Lineage: Eukaryota; Viridiplantae; Streptophyta; Magnoliopsida; Cucurbitales; Cucurbitaceae
Source: RefSeq, a predicted model, not a curated record
ACUGGCAGAAUUGUUAAAGGCCUGGAAAUGGCUCUUCCCAAAAGUAAAUAUGAAGAAGAUGUUUUUAUUAAUAACCACACGGGUGUUUGGGGUUCAUGGUGGAAGGAUCACCAGUGGGGCUAUAAAUGCUGUAAGCAGACCAUCCGUAACAGUUAUUGCACUGGGGCUGCUGGAAUUGAGGCUGCUGAGGCAGCAGCGGACUUAAUGAAGUCUAAUAUUGCUCGUAAAGCAACUUCUGAAGAUACACCAGCCCCAGCUGAAGAGAAAAAGCUAGCUACUUGGGGAAGUGAAGUACCUGAUGAUCUCGUCCUCGACCAGAAGAAACUUAAUGAAGCUCUCAAGAAGGAGGAUGAAAGAAGGAAGGAGGAGAGGGAUGAAAGAAAGCGUAAAUACAAUGUGAGAUGGAAUGAUGAGGUAACUGCGGAGGACAUGGAGGCAUAUAGGAUGAAGAAGGUACGUCAUGAUGAUCCCAUGAAGGAUUUUCUUAACUAACUUGCCUACUUGUAUUGUAAAUGUUUAGUUUUAGUUCCAAUGAUCAUCAAGGGAACCUCUCAUCUGAGCUUUCAAAACAUAAAGUUGUGAUUGUGAAGAUUUGAGGUUGUCCAACGUAUAAUGG